UUGGACGUGGCAGCCUGGCGUCUGAUCAGCUGCUCUCUGCGGAUGUCAGCUCAGCCCAGAGGGUACUCGGAGCUUGUCCUCCCGGCGCUUGGUGCACCAACACCCGUCAGCCCCCCUCGGCUCACAGACCGUGCUGACGGCUCUUUUACUUCCGUUUCACCAGCUCUGUCCCGGUUCCCAGUGAUGAGGAGGCGGAGCUCUCCGACCGCGGAGAAGGACAGCGACACGGAGCUGAAGCAGCGACCCGCAGCCGGCUGCCAGCAGGGCCCGGUGGAGGGGAGCAUGAAGCCGUUCAGGAGGUUAGGUGUGAUGGGGAGGAUGAAGAGGAUAAUGAUGGUCCUGCUGCUCGUCUACAUCUCCAUCCCUUUCAUAAUUAAACUCUUCCCCUCCAUCCAGGCUAAGCUGGUCUUCCUUAACUUUGUGAGGAGGCCUUACUUCAUCGACCUGAAGCGGCCGCUCGAUCAGGGACUGAACCACACACACAACUUCUACAUGGAGCCAGUGAUGGGCCAGAAGAUAGGAGUCUGGCACACGGUUCCAGCCCACAUGUGGAGAGACUCUCAAGGUAAAGAUGGAGACUGGUUCAAAUCCAUGUUUAGCUCCACCCACCCUGUCAUUCUGUAUCUUCAUGGAAACUCAGGGACCAGAGGAGGAGACCACCGGGUGCAACUGUACAAGGUUCUCAGUUCAUUGGGUUACCAUGUGGUGGCGUUUGAUUACAGAGGCUGGGGAGAUUCAGAUGGAUACCCGUCUGAAGGAGCGAUGACAGAUGAUGCUUUGUUCAUUUAUGAUUGGCUGAAACAGCAGAUGGGGAAAUCUUUACCGCUUUACAUUUGGGGACACUCCCUGGGGACAGGUGUCGGCACAAAUCUGGUGAAGCGUCUGUGUGACCGAGGAAGUCCUCCUGACGCUCUGGUCUUAGAGUCUCCCUUCACAAACAUCAGGGAGGAAGCCAAGAGCCACCCCUUCUCCAUGGUGUACCGGUUCCUUCCUGGGUUUGACUGGUUCUUUCUGGAUUCCAUCAGUGCCAACAACAUCUGCUUCACCAGCGAUGAGAAUGUGAACCACAUCUCCUGUCCGGUUCUGAUUCUACAUGCCGAGGACGACCCUGUGGUUCCGUUCCAUCUCGGUAAAAAGGUACAAGUCUUUGGGCUGUAUCACCUGGCGUCUCAGUCCAAGAGUCUCAGUGGACACAAAGUCCAGUUUGUCUCUUUCCCAUCGUCCCUCGCCUACAAACACAAGUUCAUCUACAGGAGCCCGGAGCUGCCAAAUAUCCUCAGGGAUUUCCUUGGAGCAGCUCAUCCUGUCACUGCAUGACCAGACAACCUUUUAACGCCUCAUUUAAACAAACAUGACUUUUCUCACAGAACAUUCCUAGCUUGAUGGUUACCACAGUAACGGGAUCUCUCUGACCUGCAGGACGUAGCAAAAACAGAUUUUAGUUUUUCUGGCUGCCGGGCCGACGACUCUACAUCGUUUUCAUUAUUUCUUGUGUUGUUUGAUGCAAUCAGGUGACUCGCCUGUCUGCAGAUAGUUUGUAUAAAUUAUGAAUUAUAAAUUAAAUCUUUGUUUUAUGAA
This is a messenger RNA of Nothobranchius furzeri (turquoise killifish), 1578 nucleotides long. It is a transcript of the gene abhd12, whose product is annotated as abhydrolase domain containing 12, lysophospholipase. Gene Ontology annotation, molecular function: monoacylglycerol lipase activity; phosphatidylcholine lysophospholipase A1 activity. The record is from RefSeq and is a predicted model, not a curated record. NCBI's taxonomy places the organism in Eukaryota, Metazoa, Chordata, Actinopteri, Cyprinodontiformes, Nothobranchiidae. Gene Ontology annotation, biological process: phosphatidylserine catabolic process; monoacylglycerol catabolic process. Gene Ontology annotation, cellular component: endoplasmic reticulum membrane.